Topomyia yanbarensis is the source of this 2715-nucleotide messenger RNA. Its product is annotated as G patch domain-containing protein 1 homolog. Gene Ontology annotation, cellular component: nucleus. Gene Ontology annotation, biological process: mRNA processing. Lineage: Eukaryota; Metazoa; Arthropoda; Insecta; Diptera; Culicidae. Gene Ontology annotation, molecular function: RNA binding. The transcript is spliced from 2 exons. Bases 118 to 2703 code for a protein of 861 amino acids. The record is from RefSeq and is a predicted model, not a curated record.
UUGCCUAACUGCUGUCAAAAGGACUACGUAAACUUUGUAUCAAGUCAAGGAAAAGUUAGUUUGUAGAGAAUAUAAAGGCUUUGUAAUUUUAUUAGUGUUAACGAGAACAAACUAAUCAUGGACGAAGACGAAGAAACCUUAUGCAGAUACGGAACGCCUUUGCCAUCUUACGAAGAAGAUGUGAUUCCUUCCAAAAAACCUGUCCCAGUCGAAGAUCAAAUUGUUCUGGACGUAAACGGCAAACGACGCUUUCACGGGGCUUUUACAGGUGGGUUCUCUGCCGGAUAUUGGAAUACUGUCGGCUCGGAGGAAGGAUGGAAGCCUACAGAAUUCAAAAGCUCACGUAAAGAAAAAGCUUCCUUUAAAUCCCAAAAUCCUGAGGAUUUUAUGGAUGAUGAAGAUUUGGGAGAAUUUGGGAUAGCACCUCAACGUGUUCAAACAAAACCGGAUUUUGCACAUUCUAGCACAGGACCAAAGCGUCGAAUGGUACAGGGAAAUUGGGGUGGUCCGAUUCCUGGACAACCGGUUCUCAAAGCGUUGCUCGAACCUGCGAAGGAAAAAACUGCGAUAUUGAUCCUCAAAAAAAUGGGAUGGCGCGAGGGGCAAGGUAUAGGAGAUCGCCAGAGCAAAGCAGAAAAAAAGAAGGCAAAAGAACGCAACCGGAAAGAAGAAUACGUAAUGAAAAUGUACGGAUGCAACCUACCCGGGGAAAGAGCGACAACAGAAAAUUCCGAAUCAGAUAGCGAUGUCUCGGAUUACGAAGUAACUUUUGCGCCUGAUGAUUUUGAUCCACUUGUAGCAGCAAUUAAAGACAAUACAUUUGGUAUGGGGUAUUCGGGUUUAGAGCGACAAUUGGGAUCAAGCUCGAGCAUGCACAACGUUCUUGAAAUUUUGGAUAGAAAUAACAAAAAACUUUCGAUUCGCGGACAGGCAUUUGGUGUUGGUGCACUGGAGGAUGACGAUGACGAGGACAUAUACGCCAAAGAUGACAUGUCUAGAUAUGACUUUUCGUUGGAGGGCAAAUCGAAGCAAACUAUUACUUCAAAAUCAGUUACCAAUACUGGAUGUAUUGAAGGAUUUUGUACUUCAAAAAAAAUUGGAAGACAAAUCAAAAAAGUAUUCCGUAUUAGCCUGCCAGAACAAUUUUCGCCUCGUAAUUGGGGACAAAGACUUAGUCGAUUCGAACCGUUGAAUGAAACAUUAGCUAAGCGGAUUUUGUCGGAAUCACAGCAUAAAAAACAAGGACUUGGCCGACAUGAUUUGGACCCAAAAACACGUGGACAAGUUUUUGGUGAAAGUCCUAGCUCCACAUUGCAGUCGUCCAAAAAUGAAAUCGUAGAUUUGAUAAACAAACGCGCAUCCAAUUUUGUCACAGGUGAAAUAAUUAACAAAAGCAUGCCAUCCGAACAUGAAGAAGCAGAAUCUCUUAAAAAGGAUCUUCCUAAAUUGAACCUGAGAACAGAUGACACUAAUUUGAAUUCCAUUAAGGAGAGUUUUAAGCCAUUCAUCACCGAUACGGAGAAACAGGAACGAUACGAUAAGUUUCUCUGCUACAAAAUAUCCGAUAAAUACCAAACCAAAGAGAUAUUUCUAAGCUCACUGCAACCUCUAGGAAUGUCACCCUGGGAUCGAGAACGCGAGUUAAAAGAGUUUAUUCAAGCACAGCGUAUGUACCGUCCUAUGGACGGCUUGAUGUCCGAUCGCUUUGUGACGGAAUCAAGCCUGGUUACGGAAAAAGAAAUUGCAGAUGUGGAAAAAACCAUUGACAUUGUAAUGAAGCGGUCCAAAGUGAUGUGGAAACCACAUAAGGAACUCUGCAAGCGAUUUAAUGUCCCCGAACCUUUCGGCGGUAAGAUGGAUGAAGAAAAGGCAAAGCCAAAAUCAAAAUUAUCCGUAUUUGAUUAUCUCGAAGCGCCAGUAAAUAACAAAAGUGAUUUUGUUACACCGGUGAUUAUACCAAAAAGUAAAACUGAAAGUAGCGACAACAGGGAUUAUAUACCGGUACGAGUGUCAGCUAAGAUUUUUUUCUCAGAAAAAGACAGACCAUCCACUAGUAAUGCGACAUAUCCUACGCAACUACCGUUAGUAACUGAACCAUCAAAACAAGGUCUGAAAAAAUCCGACAACCGAACAGAGCUAGAGCAAAAGGUACUCGACAGUCUGAGCAAAAAACCGGAAGAGAAAAAGGAUCUUUUCAAGUCAAUUUUCUGCAGCAGUGAUGAAGAAGAAGAGAACGAAAUUGAAAAUCAACAGACUGUGCCAGUUUUAAUGACUGAAAGCGAAAAACUAAAACUGGUAGAAAGUCUUGUAGCAAUAAAACCUGCGAGUCAGGUAAAUGUCCUGCGAAAUGAUUCACCUCCACGAGGAAUCUUUAAAAGUAUUUUAGAUAUCAAAGGGACCAUACAGCAACCAAAUGAAGCGCUUUCUCCCAACACUGAAUCGAUUAAUUUGUCGUCUGAUUCCGAUGAAUACUAUGGGCCAAAACUACCGUCACAAGUGCCAGUCCUAGAAACUGCUGAGUAUAAAUCAGAGACUUUUGUGAAAAAUAUAGAAGAAACUAGUACCAGAGAACAUACUGAGGAAUGGGUUGAAAAAGGGAAACCACCAAUAAACAAAAACAAGAAGAAAAAGCAUAAGGAACAUAAAAAGUCGAAAAAACUUAAAAAAGAUAAGAAGUCAAAAAAGGUGAUAAAACAUAGGUAACAUUGAAAUAAA